Messenger RNA from Oryzias latipes (Japanese medaka), 2860 nucleotides. RefSeq lists its product as uncharacterized. Gene Ontology annotation, molecular function: calcium ion binding. The record is from RefSeq and is a predicted model, not a curated record. Lineage: Eukaryota; Metazoa; Chordata; Actinopteri; Beloniformes; Adrianichthyidae.
UGGGCUCGGGUCGUCCAGCCCCCCACCCCCGCUGCUCCGCCGAGGGGGAGGACGGCUGAAACCCGUUUCCUGAGCGUCGGGAGGAUUUUUUCCCCGUGACUUUUGUGAAGGAGCGACCGAACCGAGCCCGGUGAUGCCUGUCCUCUGGACCGUUACCUCCGCCCUGCUCCUCCUGGUUUCCUCCGUGGCGGGACCCUGGAGCGGCCUCCAGGAGAACGAGGUGGAGAAGGAGGAGGACCUCAGGAGCCGGGCCGGUGAUGUCAUUGAAAACGCCAUCCUAAGGCUCGGCGAAGCUCUGCGGAGCCGCACACACACAUCCAAGCUGCCUCCUCCUGCUCCUCCGAGCUCCAGUCCUGCUCCUCGGUGUCCAGGGAACCAGGAGAUGCAGAGGAGCGGCUGUGGAUGUCCAGCCGGAAUGACGAAGAUCGGCGACGCCUGCAGCUGCCCUGUGGGCUUCACCCUGAGUGCAGGGGGGGAGUGCACAGAUGUCGGCAAGUGUGGAGGAGAGGGGCCGUGUGGUCCCCACGCCAUCUGCACCUACACCCGGGGAUCCUACUCCUGUCGCUGUCACCGUGGUUACCUGAUGGUCUCUGGAGGGUGCCAGGACGUAGACGAAUGCGCUUUGGCGGAGGUGACGAGCCUGCAGGCGUGUCAGAGCGGCGAGGAAUGCACAAACACCGUGGGCUCCUUCACCUGCUCCUGCCCUGCAGGAUACGCCAAGGCUGUCAAUGGACAAGGAUGUGUCGACGUGGACGAGUGCGGCUUUGAGGAGCAAUGUGGGCGUGAGCAGGGAAACGUUUGCGUGAACACGCCGGGCAGCUUCCUGUGUCGGUGCCGGAUGGGCUUCAGAGCGGGGGCCCCCGCCUGCAUCGAUGUCGACGAAUGUUUGGAGAGUCCAGAGUUGUGCGAUGAUCAGGCGGUGUGUGAGAACACGCUUGGGAGCUACAAGUGUGUUUGUCAAGCAGGUUACCGUGGAAACGGUUCACAUUGCGUAGAUGAGAAUGAGUGUGCCUCAGGUAGCCACAGGUGUGACAUCAACGCGCGAUGCGGCAAUGUGAUUGGCUCGUAUUUCUGCCAGUGUUACCAGGGCUUUAACGGGGACGGGCAUACUUGUUAUGACGUUGACGAGUGCCUUUUGAACAACGGCCCCUGUGAGCAUAAUUGCACCAACGAGCCGGGGGGGUACAGCUGCCAGUGCGCCACAGGUUUCCAGCUGGACCAGGACGGUCACAACUGCACAGAUGUGGAUGAGUGCUCAGGUCCGAGCGGGCCCUGCGAACACAUUUGCAUCAACACUCAGGGCUCUUUCCGGUGCUCCUGCAGGCCGGGCUACCAGCUGCACAUUGAUGGCUACACCUGCGUGGACGUAAAUGAAUGCAAACUGGAGAACGGUGGCUGUUCUCAUAGCUGCACCAACAGCCCGGGAGGGCACGCUUGCAGCUGCCCUACACCUCUGCUGCUGGACAGAGACAACCUCACCUGCAGCAAUGCUACAUCCUGUAAGUGGAGAAACGGAGGCUGUGACCACGCCUGUACGGUGUCCGCUGAGGGACACAUCCAGUGCAGCUGUGCAAGCGGCUGGAAACUGGCUGAAGACAGCAGGAGCUGCGUGGAUGUGGACGAGUGCGGGGACUUCACCAACGGCGGUUGUGAGCAGCUCUGCCUGAACCGCCCCGGUGGGUUUAACUGCACCUGCAAGGACGGCUAUGAAGUCCGGGCGGAUGACCCCACCAAGUGCCUGCCUGUGUGCGACCCCCCCUGUCAGAACCACGGGGUGUGCGUUGGACCAAAUACCUGCGAAUGUCCUCAAGGGUAUCCUCGCUCAGGCUGCUCAGCCAUGUGUUCCCCCCCCUGCGCUCACGGCGGCACCUGUGUGCGUUGGAACCACUGCUCGUGUCCCCCUGGUUGGACGGGAGCCGGGUGUCACACAGCGCUGUGUGAGUUACCUUGUGCUAACAGAGGACGCUGUGUGGCCCCUGACACCUGCCAGUGUCCCUCCGACUACACUGGCCCUCAGUGCCUUUUGCCGCUCUGCACUCCCGCCUGUCAAAAUGGAGGAAGGUGUGUGGACGUCAACAAAUGCACUUGUGUCGAAGGAUGGCAAGGAGCCCGAUGCCAGAUAGAGCCGGUUCGGUGUCUGAGGCCCUGUGAGAACGCAGGUGUGUGCGUGGGCCUGAACAGGUGCCGCUGCACCAAAGGAUUUACUGGCAGCUUCUGUCAGACAGCCGUAACCACACCCUGUGUCCCUCCGUGUCAACACGGCGCCACCUGCAGCCCUCACAACACCUGUACCUGUCCUCAGGGCACCGCCGGUUUGCGCUGUGAGAAACUAACCUGUCCCGUCAUCACCGUGGUGGUCAGCACGGCUCGAGCAGUCAGGAAAGCUUUCAGGGAGAGCUUCGUCGAUCGCUGUGGACCUUUGGGAGUUCAGCUUUGCACUAAAUACAGGAUAAACCAGGCCCGGGUCUACCAGCAGGCCUACAGGGUUGGCUACAGAAUCCAGUGUCCUGAGCAGAAGGGCUGAUAAGUUCUGAUGGAAUCAGAUCCUGCUCAACAGAAACAUGAUCCGGUUCACGUCGAUGUUUAUUUACAUUCACUUUCCGAACACUGAAGUUUUUUUUUUUUUGAGUUUGCCAGCAUUUUUGUUCCGGUUUUCUGCUGAUGAUUUUAGAUUCUUAUAGACUAUCGGUGGAUGUUUAUUGAUUGAAUUUGAACAAAUCCGAUGAAAUGAGCAGUUCCACAGUGCUGGGAAUUUGCUGAAAGAUCUAAAUGUGAAUCAUUUUGACCACACAACUGUAAGUAGAAAACCUUUGAUCGGUGAAGUUUUGAAUCUGUAUUAAAGCACAAUAGAGUUGAUAAA